UUCUGCUGGAGAUGCCCAAGGAGUCGUUCCACUCCAUGCAGGAUGACUGGAAGCUGGAGAUCCCGGGACAUGUUCGACGAGCUGAGGGCCAAGGAGAAGGAGCUGCUGUGUCGGGAGGAGGAACUGAAGCGGGCAGCCCUGCAGCAGAAGUCGCACGAGGAGUCGCUGAGGCAGAGGGAGCAUGCGCUGGCGCAGUGGGAACUCGACGUUUUCGAGCGGGAGCUCAGCCUCCUCAUCUACCAGAUGAACGCAGAGAAACCCAACGUGAAGAAAAGGAAGGGCACCUUCAAGAAGAACAAGCUGAAGGUGAAAGACGGCCAGUGCAUCAGCCGGCCCAGUGAUUUCCAGCACAAACUGACAGUCCAGGCCUCGCCUGUACUGGCCAAGAAGAAGGGGCCCUUCAAUAUUGGAUCCAGCCCGGCCAAUCAUUCUCCCUUCGUACCCAGGCUACGGGCAAUCCAGUUGAUCCCUAACGAGAGUAAUGGCGGCUGGAGCGGGCGUUCGGCGUGGAACCACGAGAACUCGGACGGCGAGGAGAGCGGGAAGGGGGCGAGGAGGCCCCGGCGUUCCCGUGGCAACGACGGCGCCGGCAAACAGCGGCAAACUCCAGCCGACGGCAGGGCCAAACCGGGAGUGGACAACGGGAUGUGGAUGGCCGAGUCUGCAGACGAGGGGCCGUACACAAACUCCACUGGAGACUCGAACCCAGCAGCUGAGGAUGACAGGAAUGGGGUGCAGUUGUCUGACGAGACGCUGGUGGGGGGAGGAGGUGAGCCAGUGGACAAUGGCGGUUGCCGUGGAGACCGGGCCCGGUGUGCGGGGAGAAGCCUGCACCGGGCGUUGCUAGGCAGCGCCGCCAUGCUGGCCGCGGUGGGGCUGGGCCGCAGCCUGCAGCGCCUCCAGCUGGCGGAGGUGGGCGGUCAGACCUCGCCACCGCCGCCACCCGCCCGCGAGGACGAAGGUUCGCCGCGCCUCGCCCACUGCAAGAAGGCCCGCAAGGAACUACAGGCUCCCGCCGUGCUCAUCGACCUCAGCCCCGGCCCGGACCCCCCACUCCUGCCCGGGCCUCCCGUCACCCCCCGGAGGGAGAGGAGACGGCUGGGCAGAGAGAGGCAACGGCCCGAGACCAGCGGCAACUCCACAGGAGAUGUUGUCUCACCGGUUCGGCUUUGGGACGAGGAGAAGCCCGCCGUUCCCGCCUCUCCCGAGCUGUGCCUGUACAGGGUGGGCCUGCGUGCGGACCCCCCCACUGCCAUGGCUCUCCCCCGACCCCGACCCUCGCCCGCCAGGGCCCGCAUCGACCCCUGGAGCUGCGUGUCCACCGGGCCGACCCCUGACCCCUCGCGACCCCCGGCCCCCGACCCCUCCCCGGGCAACCCCUUCCGACCGCCCGCCCCCCUGGGUCCAGCUGUGCCCCCCCGGCCCCCGGAACCCCUUCGGCCCGCCCGACCCGUUCUACCCCACAGUGGACAGAGCUGGAAUCUCGAGUUGCCCCUUCCCCCCGCCGCUAGAGGUGGCAGCUGCCGAGCGCAGUCUCAUCGACCUCGACUCGGAGGCGUGGGGCCGGGACUCAGCCCCGCUCACGGGGUGGGGUCUGGGCAGGUCCGUGCAGAGGUGAGGCCGAGCCCAGACCUCCGGCAGACCACGGUCCCAACCCACGCACGCACGGGCCACAGAGGAGGCGCCCGGCAGCUCAGCUCAGCGCGGGCAGCGUGGUGGCACGGAGGCAGCAGGGAGAGGGGGCGAGCUGUGCCACGCUCAGCUACAGACUGGCACAGGCAGAGACAUAUACACACACACACACAGGAGAUACAUAGAGACAUACACACACAGGAGACACAUAGAGACAUAUACACACACACAGGAGACACAUAGAGACAUACACACACAGGAGACACAUAGAGACAUAUACACACACACAGGAGACACAUAGAGACAUACACACACACACACACACACACAGGAGACACAUAGAGACACACACACACAGGAGACACAGAGAGAUACACACACACACACACACAGGAGACACAUAGAGACAUACACACACAGGAGACACAUAGAGACAUAUACACACACACAGGAGACACAUAGACAUGCACACACACACACACACAGGAUACACCUAGACACACACACACAUACGAGACACAUAGAGACACACACAUCCACAGGAGACACAUAGAGACGCACACACACACACACACACACAAGACACACACACAC
Messenger RNA from Leucoraja erinaceus (little skate), 2226 nucleotides. RefSeq names its product mitogen-activated protein kinase kinase kinase 11-like. The coding region runs from base 43 to 1875 and encodes 610 amino acids. NCBI's taxonomy places the organism in Eukaryota, Metazoa, Chordata, Chondrichthyes, Rajiformes, Rajidae. The record is from RefSeq and is a predicted model, not a curated record. The transcript has 7 exons.